GGGGCACAACCAUGGGAGGCGAGACCCCCGCACCGGUGCAGCUGAGCUCGAGGGCUUGCAGAAGACUGGGUAGUCUCCUCUGAAACGGAGGCACCCCGAGAACCCCCUCCCUCCCCAAGGAAGAGAACUGGCGAAGCCAGGGAUUUUCAUGGCGCAGGCCGCAGAGCCGCGAACGAAGACCGCAGGUUGCUUCCAGGUUCUCCCAGUCUCUAACUGUCUAGGUCCGGACCAUGAGAGAUGGUGUUGAGAAUUCGACUAUUCUCUGGCGCGCUGUGGAAGCCAUCUCCAAAUUAGCGAUCACAUAUGGAAACUGGAGACCAGAAUUUUAGGAAAAGAGAUUAAGGCAUCUCACUUGGGGGGGGUGGGGGGUGUCUUUUUAUUUAUUUUCCCCUUUUUUUAAAAAAAAAAGAAAUCGCUGCAACUGGAACAGUUUUUUGAUCUCAAAAGGCAAGCCUCUCUUCCCGUGUGAUCUUUAUAAUUUACACACUUUUCCGUGAGCUUUCUUAUCUCCCUUUUUUUAUAUCUCUCCAUCUCCUCAAUUCACACAUAGAUCCAUUAUAUUAGUAGUGGAGUUAUCAUUCGCACCCUCACACACACGCUCCUGAGAACCAGAAGUCGGUUGGGUGUUUAUAUAAUGAAGAAUUAUGGGGCUCUUUGAUCGAGGUGUUCAAAUGCUUUUAACCACCGUUGGUGCUUUCGCUGCCUUCAGCUUGAUGACCAUCGCUGUGGGAACCGACUAUUGGCUGUACUCCAGAGGGGUUUGCAAGACCAAAAGUGUCAGUGAGAACGAAACCAGCAAAAAGAACGAGGAAGUUAUGACCCAUUCCGGAUUAUGGAGAACCUGCUGCCUCGAAGGGAACUUCAAAGGUCUGUGCAAGCAAAUCGACCACUUUCCAGAGGACGCAGACUACGAAGCGGACACCGCAGAGUACUUCCUCCGGGCCGUGAGGGCCUCGAGUAUCUUCCCGAUCCUGAGUGUGAUCCUGCUCUUCAUGGGUGGCCUCUGCAUCGCAGCAAGCGAGUUUUACAAGACGCGCCACAACAUCAUCCUGAGCGCUGGCAUCUUCUUCGUGUCUGCAGGUCUGAGUAACAUCAUCGGGAUCAUCGUGUAUAUAUCAGCCAAUGCUGGAGACCCCUCCAAGAGUGACUCCAAAAAGAACAGCUACUCCUACGGCUGGUCCUUCUACUUCGGGGCCCUGUCCUUCAUCAUCGCCGAGAUGGUCGGGGUGCUGGCCGUGCACAUGUUUAUCGACCGCCACAAACAGCUGCGGGCCACGGCCCGUGCCACCGACUACCUCCAGGCCUCCGCCAUCACCCGCAUCCCUAGCUACCGCUACCGCUACCAGCGCCGCAGCCGCUCCAGCUCCCGCUCCACCGAGCCCUCUCACUCCAGGGACGCCUCGCCCGUGGGCGUGAAGGGCUUCAACACCCUGCCGUCCACGGAGAUCUCCAUGUACACCCUCAGUAGGGACCCCCUGAAGGCUGCCACCACACCCACCGCCACCUACAACUCGGACAGGGAUAACAGCUUUCUCCAGGUCCACAACUGUAUCCAGAAGGACAGCAAGGACUCUCUCCACGCCAACACAGCCAACCGCCGGACCACGCCCGUAUGAAGACCGUGGAACCGGGGGGACCUGGGAGGCUUGGCCCGCGGGCGGGGGAGGGACCGCAGCAGCCACGGGGGAGACCUUCCACACGCAAAAACAAACAAAAACAAGCAAACAAACAAACAAAACAAAAAAACAAAAAAAAGAGAAAAACAUAGCAAGCAAAUUAUUUAAAAAAAAAAAAGAACAAAAUACAAGAGGAACAAAAUCAAAACCACAGGCUAUGCGGGGGAGGGAAAUAUAACCGAGGGAAGACAAACUUUAAACAAAGCAAGAGGGAUAAAAUUAAAAUAGAAAAUAAAUCUAAAAGAAAAUGCAUGAUUUCCCAUGUACCAUUAUUUUAACAUUUAAUAAAAACCAAUUUAAAUGAAAAAAAAUAAAAGGGAAUCAAGAUAAAGUAAAGCAAAAAAAAAAAGACAAAAAAACAAAAAAAAAUGAAGAAAGCAAGAGAGUAUUUAUUAGGGUUUUAUGUUGCCUUUGUUUUUGUUCUUGUUUUGUUUUAAACUGCAGGGAGAGUUUAAAAAUAUAAACACAUUCUUUUCCCUUUAACCCCAGAGGGUCCUGCCUCCCGGGGAGAGUAAGGGUAGAGACUCAGGGCCCCCAGGGCCAGGGGAGCAAUGGUCACUGCCAAGCCCCUGGAUCCCUGGCUGGGCCCUGGGAUGCUGGGCAAGUUCAAUGGCUCUGCAGCCAGCUCUACCCAGCACCAAGGGGGCAGUUGCAGGCCUCCGGGUGACCCAAGCCCUUGGUCCGCCCCUGUCCGUUAGGUGCCUGGAGGUGGUGCACUUGGGGCCACCCAGCCCCAGGUUCCCAGUCCUUAAUGGUCCUUAACCCACUGUGAUGACUUCCUAGGCCUUGGGGAAAGAGGAGGAGAAGGGAUGUCUGUGGGAGGCUCCCGGAGAAGCCGGAUCCCUGGAAUCCUCAGGGGGGAGCUUUUGGGGGUCAGUAACUUGAGCUCCUGUCCUCCGAGGCAGGAGACGCCCACCCCCAAAGGAUAUAGAGCAGCCAUCCCUUCUCGCCCCUCACCCCAGGGCCACUCGAUGACCCUGGGGCGAUGGUGGACCCCCACACUCACAGGCCCCCAGCCCCCUGGGAAGGGGGCUCUUUGACCCUUUGGGGGGUCUGUGGACUCACUGAUGCCCCUCUGGGGGCUCAGUGAGUCCAACAAUGACAUUGCAAAAAGGUUUCUUUUUACAAAAGAAAAAGGAAAAAACAAGUGGUGAUUUUUUUUUUAAUAAAAAAACCACAGACUAUAAAUAAAUGUAAAUAUAUAAUAAGUGAAUUUACUUGCAAGAAAAUCAAGUAGUAUUUUUUUCUUUUAAUUCUUUUUCCAGCUUUAAACUGUGAAAACAAAAAUCGGGGUAGGGUGGGGGACUUAAAAUUUAGCAGGGAACUUGUAAAGUCAAAACAGAAAACAAAUAUAGAAAUCCAUUAAAACAAACAAAUAAAACCCAUUGGGAGAGAUGUGAGCUGGGCACAGAGCCAGAGAGAAAGGAGAAAGGGCCUACCAUCUUCCUGGGGACUGCAGAAGAGGUCUCUUCUUGCCUGCAGGGAGGUGUGGCUGAUGGAGAGAGGAGACACCACUACCACUCCCCUGCUUCCACCCACAGUCACUGUCCCCUGGCUCAGUGCUGCCCCAACUACUCAUGUUCACACUCAAUGAAAACCCUUCCCAUCCAACACACAGUCAGGGGUGUGGCUCGAGGCAGCUGACCUAUGCCCUCCAAAGCCAUGGAAACCAGCCCAACAACUCCAUCACUAGCCUCUGUGCUCCUGUGCGCCCCACACUGUACCUUGCAUACACACUCCAACACAUGAACAUGCCACAUUCUCGUACAUAGAAGGGCUUCCAUCUGUAUUCCAGACUUCAUUGCUGUGUGGCCUCUCGGGGCCUUGGUGUCUCACUGUCAGCUCAUGCACAGACUGGCUUGAACUCCAAAGGCCCAUUCUUAGUUUGCAUGUGACUUCUAAGAUCUGCCACUAGCCCAAUCCAGUGGAAAAUGACCAGGAGCAACCAAAGCACUUCUGAUGACAUUGAGAGCAUUCCUAAAUCUCUCUCAAUCUCUCUCUCUCUCUCUCUCUCUCUCUCUCUCUCUCUCUCUCUCUCUCUCUCUCUCUCUCACACACACACACACACACACCAUGUGCCUCCUCACUGUGUUCCCCAGCCCCCACCCCCACAUCCAGUGUCAAAGCAAAAAUUCACAUAUGUGAGCAACCUAUCCUGCCAUGAAGACAGAGGGAGACACACUGUCCCCAAAGUUCCUCAUUCACCUUCCUUUUUUGAAUGUUAUAACCCCAGUCGUAGUGAGUGGGGGAGGCUUCUUUGAAAGAUGGGUCCCCUGCUGUCUUUGGGGGUCAGUGAAAAAGCGGGUCUCCUGGGGUGAAAGAUCUCCCUGUAUGGAAAUUGUUUGCAGAACAUUCUCCCAGGCAAAUGUCAGCCCAGUUAGGCUUGCACUCCAGAGUGAAUUGAGGGAGCACUCAAGUUUCCCCUUCUCCUUCCCCAAGUGGCAAGGGCCAGAUCAGACAAUGAGAACCAGGCUAACCAUUUCCUAGCAGCCCCAGUGAGAGGCUACCCCCCACCCCGAGUGAGAGUCCUGCUCCUCCAGGAUCAACCAGCUUCCUGCUUGUCUUUGCUAUGCUGACACGAGCCUGCUCUGAGUGUUCUCUGAUAGAACUCUCUGGAAUUGGAGGGCAUGCUGAGGAAGGCUUCUAUAGCUUCCUGUCUUGUGUCUGGAAGAGGAACAUUCUCCUCUCAGGUCCACACAAGGCAGACCACCUGCUAGUCCAGCCCAGAAGUUCAGGGGAGGCCUCGGGCCCAUGGCUCAGAUCUGUGGGCCUGUUAACAUGCAGGGAGGUCAGAGCACCUUCCAAACUGGGCAAAAACAGCACCUUAUCCCUCCUCACUCAGCCCUGCCCAAGCCCCAGCAAAUUCCAAACCACCCCAGAUCAAGGCCUAGAGACACAGGAGAAGGCCACACAAGUAAGCACCUCUCUGUGGAGGAACUGUGGCCCCAGCUUCCUGAGCUCUGGCCAAGUAUUUGAGCAGCAACUGGACUUCUUCCCAGGCAGUGAGACCUGGGGUCAGGCCACCCAAAGACUUGUGGGUGAGAGGUGACAUCAGCUUGGCUGACCAAGAAAGGGCUAGGGGGCCUGGAGGGAAGGGACAAUGCUUCCUGUGAUGACUGACAGCUCAUGCCCAGCUCUGCUCAAUUCAAGAAACCAAUUUCCAUUUUAUUUUCUUGGUGGGUCCUUUUAUUUUUUUUUUCCAGACUGUUAACAGAAAAAAAAAAUUUUAAAAAGAAGAAACCUAAAAACAAAACGAAAUGACAAAAAAACAAAAAAUCCUGGUACAUGAAAUAAAGAUUUUUUUUAUAGCUUG
Peromyscus californicus insignis is the source of this 4989-nucleotide messenger RNA. It is a transcript of the gene Cacng2, whose product is annotated as calcium voltage-gated channel auxiliary subunit gamma 2. Gene Ontology annotation, molecular function: voltage-gated calcium channel activity; channel regulator activity. Gene Ontology annotation, cellular component: postsynaptic density membrane; voltage-gated calcium channel complex; AMPA glutamate receptor complex. NCBI's taxonomy places the organism in Eukaryota, Metazoa, Chordata, Mammalia, Rodentia, Cricetidae. Gene Ontology annotation, biological process: postsynaptic neurotransmitter receptor diffusion trapping; neurotransmitter receptor internalization; neurotransmitter receptor transport, postsynaptic endosome to lysosome. The coding region runs from base 645 to 1616 and encodes 323 amino acids. The record is from RefSeq and is a predicted model, not a curated record. The transcript is spliced from 4 exons.